UUUUUGCGGUUUUCUUUGUAGUUCCAGGUAGCGUCGAAGUGCCCCCUACGAAGAUGUGAUUUUCCUCGACGACUGAGGAGUCAAGCGGAUAAAUCGAGUGAAAUAAAAAUUUCGGUGGGGGCACCACCGAUAUUUUUUGACACAGCUACUUUUUGUUUUUGUGUCGGCAACUGAGUCCUUGUGAUCCGUGUGUGAGAAAGAACAAAGACAGUGAAAAGGAGGAAGUAUAUAUAUAUAUAAGGGCUGCAAAUCAAUAGGUCAGCAAACCAAAAUAGUACGGAUGAUGAUGGAAGCGACUCUCGUUUUGCUCAACAGCGUGUGAAGAGGCUCAAACUGGGACCCGUCAGGGACAAGGAGGGUGUAGUUGGCAGCAGCUAAUGGAGACGAGCAGUCGGCGGUGCCGAUGAACGGUGACGGGUAUUCCGCGGCGACUCUGGACGGCCGAGGGCGGCGCUAUGUGCACCAGCACCGCGAGAGCCACUCCGGACUGGCGCCGCAGACAGGCACCAGCGGCCAGGUCCCGUGGGAGUACGCGUCGCACCACUCGCAGCAUGGGCACCACCACCACCAGCACCACUCGGGCGGGCGCCAUUCCGUGCCUGCGCCGGAACCGACUUCCGACGUCACUUCUUCCUACGUCCGCACUCUGCCCCACGCUCACCAUCACAGGUCCCAAGGCCAGUUGGCGUCCGAAGCAUACCACGUGCAGCACACACCAUCGCGGCUCCAGCGCCUCGACGGCGGCCUCUCGCUCCACCAGUCCGCCACUGGUCCGUACGGCGGCGUCACUCCCAGCUACGCCGACCCCUACGGCGCCCGCCUCUCCCAGUCCUCCUCUUCCUCGUCGCAAAACAAGCAGCACGGCGGCCAGAUGACGCGUUCCUCGACCGCCGCCGACCCGUACCAAUGGUACAAGUCCGGCACGCUCGGACGCAACUCCUCGCGCCCGACACUCCGCGACAUCCCGAUCGACACGUCCGCCUUCGUUUCCCAGGAUGCCCACCCAACAGCAGUCGUGUAUCCGUACAGAGGCCAGGGAGCGACGCAUCAACAGGCAGCGUUGGCGGCGGCGGCGGCGGCUGCAGCUAGGUACCGCAGCGGCGCCGCUGCGGGGUAUCCGAUGGGGUAUUUUGCUGCCGAGGCGCCGACGCAGGCGCAUAUUGCCACGACGCCGAGGCGGGUGUCGAGUGACGUGUAUCCUCGGUCGCCGAGACACCUGGGGGGUCGAGGCAAUGAGCAGGGGCUGUUGAGUGUGGCGGUGCCCGGGACGAGGGCGGAGCAGGCGGCGCUGUCGCAGUCGCUGCUGAGGUCGGUGUCGAGUGACAAGGGACCCCUGUCGGUGCAUGAUAUUGCCGCCGUGGCGGCGCAGGGAGAAAAGCAGAAGAUCGCUGUCGUGAAGCCGAUCAAGCAGCAGGCGUCGAACAAUUCCCACGGAGGCAGUGGAUCUGAUGGACGAAGGAACAUCGAUUUCCACCACGGCCUGGGCGUGGGGUCAGGCGGGACUCCGCACAGAACAGCUGCUUCUGCCCCGGCCCAGACGCAAACGUCACCGUGGCACCAGGUGGCACCACAGCCCAGCCUGGCCUCCUUGGGCCGCGAGCUGCUCACGACCACUGCCGGGCACCACGGACCCAUCACUUCGCCGCGAGUCAUGAUCAGCCAAUGA
Messenger RNA from Notodromas monacha, 1666 nucleotides. The record is from the annotation of a GenBank genome assembly. NCBI's taxonomy places the organism in Eukaryota, Metazoa, Arthropoda, Ostracoda, Podocopida, Cyprididae.